AUGACCGAGAGUAGCACGCUUUACUGCCCCAAAUGUGGGUUUCCCACCGAAUAUUGUGAAUAUUCAAGUGUUUGUAAUGGCCAGAAAAAAGAGGCUCCAAUUAAGGAAGAAGUCAAGAUAGUAGUUACUACUAAACGAGUAUCAGGGAAUAAGAAGGUUACACUCGUACGUAAUCUCCAUUUAUUGAUUGGUAGUGCUGGUUUGAAAGAGAUAGCUAAAAAAUGCUCUAAAACCAUUGCAUGUGGCUCAAGUAUUAUUAAGAACGGCAAUGGCACAGAAGAUAUUACUAUUCAGACUUCAGAAGAUCUUAAGGUUAUUGCUAUUUUGAUUAAGAAUGGGAUUCCUAAAGAAAGAAUUGAGCGACUAACCAAAGCCUAG
Molecule: messenger RNA, 378 nt
Organism: Nematocida homosporus
Lineage: Eukaryota; Fungi; Microsporidia
Exons: 1
Coding region: 1-378 (125 amino acids)
Biological process (GO): formation of translation preinitiation complex; translation reinitiation
Molecular function (GO): translation initiation factor activity; mRNA binding
Source: RefSeq, a predicted model, not a curated record